Messenger RNA from Prunus armeniaca (apricot), 294 nucleotides. The record is from the annotation of a GenBank genome assembly. Lineage: Eukaryota; Viridiplantae; Streptophyta; Magnoliopsida; Rosales; Rosaceae.
AUGAGGGGUCCUAUCUCAGGCAGCACACUGAGGCAAGGCAAUUCUCAUUUUGAGGUUUGCUACCCAACCUUUGCGGUUGGGGGACCUACUAACCUGAGGUUAAUGGGCGUGCUUUGUGCGAGUUCACCCACGAAGGUCAAAGGCAGCACACUGAGGCAAGGCAAUUCUCAUUUUGAGGUUUGCUACCCAACCUUUGUGGUUGGGGGACCUACUAACCCAAGGUUAAUGGGCGUGCUUUAUGCGAGUUCACCCACCAAGGUCAAAGGUGAACAUCUCACACCAUGCCUCACCUAA